ACACACACACACACUGAGAGCAAGCAUUCAGGAAGCAGCUCCGCACUUUUCCUGCAGCAGGGACGUUUUGGACAUUUUGGAGUUUCUGCUUUGACGCUGCCAUCAUGGUAACCACGGAAACCCACCAGUCUCAGGACCUGCUUGUCCCCUCUCAGAACAUGGACCAGGACCAGGUAGACCCCGAGAACCAGCAGGAAGAGGACCCGGCCUCGCCCUCUUCUCUCAUGGCGGGACUGGACCCGGAGAAGAUGAGUCAGGGUCCCGUCAACGCCAUCACAGUCCUCACGCUGCUGGAUAAGCUGGUCAACAUGCUGGACGCUGUGCAGGAGAACCAGCACAAGAUGGAGGUGCACCAGGUGGAGAUGGAGGGCGUGGUCAAGGGGAUCCAGGCUGACAUGACCAAACUGUCCAAAAGUCAAAGUUUCACCUCGAACACGGUCAGCAAACUGCUGGACAAAAGUCGCAAGCUGUCUGUCACUAUGAAAGAGAUUCGUGAUAAGAUGGAGCGUCAGGGCAUGCAGGUGAAGAAGCUGGAGGCCAACCAUGCCCACCUGAUCAACAGGAACAACUUCAAAGUCCUCAUCUUCCAGGAGGAGAACGAGAUCCCCUCCACUGUUUUUGUGAAGGAUCCUCCUCCGUACCCUCGAGAUGAGAUUUUGGAGGAAGGCGAGGAAGUAGAGCCGGGCAGCGUGGAUGGCAACCGUUCCCAGGAGGGCGGGCUCCAGACUAUCGACCUAUCAUCUGAUGAGGACGUUGGGCUGGAGGCAGAGGUAGAAGACGAGGAGUCGUGGCCUCAAGAUUUGGAGAACAUGGAGAAGUCCAGAGCUGAGAAACUGAAACGAUCCAGCCUGAAGAAGGUGGACAGCCUAAAGAAGGCGUUCUCCAGGCAGAACAUUGAGAAGAAGAUGACGAAGAUCGGAACGAAGAUCGUUUCUGCAGAACAAAGAGAGAAGAUCAAGCAAAAGACCGCCAGCCUGAAGGUUUCACCUUUGAGCUUCCACAUGAGGAAGCCUCGCAGCAACUCUGAAUCUCAGCUUCCAGAGGCCUCCGCUCCAACUGGGGAGACACUUAUUACUGAGGCUGAGAUCCAGCUCUCCCCUCUGGGCAGCACUGAGCAGGAGGUCUCCUUCACAGAAGUUCAUGCCCAGCUGGCCCCAACCGAGCAGCAGCAGGAGGAGGAAGAGAAAGAGGGGGCGAAGGAACAAGAGAAAGAAGAGGAGAAGGAAGAGGAGAAGGAGGUGGUGAAAGAGCAGCAGACAUCAGUUGUGGUGGAGGCUGAUGUGUCGGUGGUUUCGGAGGGAGUUGGAGAGGAGUAUGCUCUAUCCUCCACCCUCUCUCAGGAGGAGAAAGGAGAGGAGGAGAAGGUGAAUGAAUCCUAAACACUCCUCUGGUAAUGGAGUUUCAUAAGAGACAAAACAAACCUGAGCUAUGAUCAAUCAGAAAGUCCUCAUCUUCUUAAAUUAACAUUUGUGUGCCUGGGUUCUUUUUAGGUUUUCCUUUCACAGAGGUUCUUCCUAGGUUCUCCUUCAGUUCCGCAGUUAAUUCCUUAAAGAUUCUCCAAAGGUCAUAUUAAAGUUCCUCUGGGUUUACAGUAUAGUUUAAGAACCGCAGGCAUCCUCCAACAUUUCCAAAGUUCCCUCAAUAAAAAGCUUCCUCUCCGAGCCCUCCGGGGUUUCUCCAUGUUCCUGGUCUUUAUGCUAAGCUAGUCUAAGUAGCUGUUUGCUGUAGUUUCAUAUUUACAGACCCGAAAAUGUUGAAAUGUUCCUUUAAAGUUCGGAGCUCAGGUUUGUUUUAUAUAUAUUUCUGAGUAUUGAUAAACCCCCACAAACAGUCCAGUCCAGUGUUACAUGUGAUCCUGUAAACCACAUAUCUGUUACGUUCCUUAGUGUUUUAGGUUGAAGUAUGCAUGACGUCGAGAACUUUAGUUACUCCACUGAUCUGAAACCUAAAGCUAGAACCUGGAGAUAUGGGGUUUCUGCAGGAACAGGAUGAUUUUUACGUUCCUUCUUUUAUUACUGAUAUGCGUCCUUUUUAAGCAGCUGACCGAUGUAACUGUGAUGAUUGGCCUGAUCCGAAACAUAAAACAUUCACCCAGUGGAACCCAGUGAUGUUCUAAACCCUCACCUGUCAAUCAUCCAGAUCUCAGGGAACACAAGGUUAAUAUGGUGCUAAACAGACCCCUAGAAGAUUGACAAAAUGUUCUACAAGUGUUCACCUAAUCUGAUCCUUCAGGUUAUUAGAACAUUAUACCAGUGUUCCGCUAAGGUUCCCAGGAGAUCCCUAGAUAUUGUUAACCUGGCAGUACCCUAAUGACCCCUUGAGGAUCCCCAAAGCAUUCUGUCAAGGUUCUACUGACAUUCCCAGCAUGAUCUCCAAGGAUCCUGUAGUAUUCCGGUAACAAUCCCAGUUCUAACCACGUGUUGUCUAAAAUGUUCCUCUGAUGUUUAUGUUGAGUUGUUAUUUGGUUAAACUGGUUGGUUUUGAUUUUCUUAGACUCUUUUUGUCCCAAAAGAUUCAGUCUGGUUCUCCAGAGAAUUCUCAUCUUUGACUGCUCUGAUGUUCAACUAAAUUUUCCAUUAAGUUUCUUAAGAUCAACUGUUGGUUCCACUGAAGCUUUUCUACAAGAUUUUUACAUUUGGAACUUGCUUCACUUAAAGUUAAACAUUCCCCAGUGCCUUCUUAAGCUCUCCCAAAGAUAUUCCAAAUAUUCCCUGAAAGGUUCCUCUGACAUUACUCUACAUUCCACUGAUAUGUUCUCCUAAAGUUCCCCUGAUGUUUUCUUUACAUUCUGCUGAGGUUCUCCUGACGUUCCUGCCUGUUUCAGUUGCUGUGUUGAUUUACUAAACAUGAAUUUUUAUCUAAUGUUUUCUUAUUCGAUCUAUAUUUUUUUCCUCUCUGAGGGACUCAGCUUUUCAAUAACUUGCCCUUUCCUACUUAUUAACCAUACAGAAGUAUUUGUGACCAGAGUGUAAACCUCCUCAGCAGAUCUGAUCAGACUUAUUGAUCAGUUUCUUGCUUUCAGGUGUAGCAUUUCUGUUUUGCUUGUUUUUAUUUUACCACAAACUUUGUGCUGCCAAAGAACUGAUUUCCUGUUCCAAUCAAUUAUCUAAUCCUCUAUAUAAUCAAUAAAACCUGUGAAACCACA
Molecule: messenger RNA, 3145 nt
Organism: Oreochromis aureus
Lineage: Eukaryota; Metazoa; Chordata; Actinopteri; Cichliformes; Cichlidae
Gene: cavin2b
Product: caveolae associated protein 2b
Exons: 6
Coding region: 105-1379 (424 amino acids)
Cellular component (GO): caveola; cytoplasm
Molecular function (GO): protein kinase C binding
Source: RefSeq, a predicted model, not a curated record